Leptosia nina is the source of this 1665-nucleotide messenger RNA. The record is from the annotation of a GenBank genome assembly. Lineage: Eukaryota; Metazoa; Arthropoda; Insecta; Lepidoptera; Pieridae.
AUGGUAAUGGACAACCGAAUGGAAUGUACGAAUGAAACAAACAAAAAUGAUCCAAACUCGAUUUUCAUAACAAACCUUCAACAUGGGGAAACCGUUAAUUAUUCUCUUGUGCUAAUAAAGGGAAUCAUAACUUACGGUGCUUGUAAUAAUUAUGAGAAAAUAAAAUGUACCACUAAGAGCAGCAAACUAAAAACGGAUUCAUAUUGGGAUGUAUAUAAUCGCGAAUUCAAAGUGCUCGUUGAACUGGAAAGAGGUGACAACGUUAUCGACUUAGAAUUUUCAGGGCUACACAAAACAAAUAUAAUACUACGCUACGAACCUCGCAAAACCAAUUUACGAGUUACACCAGUGUAUAUAAUUUGUCAAGGUCACGAUGGAUGUUUUCAAUGUCCACCUGAAAUCAAUAACUCUGUGGAGAGCGCGUGUGCUCGCAUCGCGAUUGGCUCAAAGAUCAUACAAAGUGUCACCGCUGAAAAGCUCUACGAGAGCGGCGUCGGAAGGAAAACUUUUCAACUCGAACACGAAGUGGACAGCAAAAGACCAGAAUGCAUAGUUUAUAGAAGUUCCUUAAACGUAAACAAGGCGCGUAAAAUGAAACAGGACGAAUUGUGGACACAUUUCGGCAGAGAGCUUAUGUUAUCCGAUCUAGGAAGUAACGAGAGAAAAUUUUUAGGAUUUAUUUCGUGUACGAGAUUCAAAGGAACCGAUAAUGACAAGCCUCUUAUGCAUGACGAAAUUGUUUCUUACACUGAGGCCUAUGCAGCGCUAGGAGGUGGAGGAUUAGCUUUAUUUGGAACAGCGUGCUUGUAUACAUGGCCUUCAUCUAUUGCAGAAAUUAUACCAAAGUUUUUAGACUCUACACCUGUUAAUAAUAAGAGAUUUAUGGACGACAGCGGAUAUAGAGGGACUCUAGGCGGAUGUUUUGCAACCACAUUGGGGUCUGUUUUUCACGAGUUAGGGCACACGUUCGAUUUAGGCCACACAAAGGACGGAAUAAUGGGACGAGGAUUCGACAAUAUAGAUCGUGUUUUCUUAGUAGGAGAGAAAAGAUCAGCCAUUACAAAGGAUAAUAUGAAUAACAUAAAUGGAAAACCAGUACAGCAUUCAACCGUUUCUUUACAGCGCAAUAUAAACGUGACCAUGAAUGUGGCGGAACCUUUAAGAAUAUUAGGACCGAGAAGUAAAACGACCCUCGGAAAUUUUGUCUCUAUGUCUAAAUCGGAUAUAGUUCGUCGAAGCCCUAACGUUACUCCAAUUACAAGACCGUCUAGCGUAUAUUCUACGAUAACAAAUAGGAUGUCCGAUUCUAAGAAAAACGCUAACCGUUCAAACGGAAAUGACUCCGUCUAUUGGACGAGAAAUUGUGCAGUCCUGCUGUCAUACCAUCGCUGGUUCAAUAACGAGUUCGGCAGGGAACGGCAAGCUAUAACUCGUUACCUUAAAUUUGAUAAGAAUAAAAUGAUGAUUUUAUCCACGGCGGGUUUAAGAAUUGUUGAAGUUAGAGACGAAUCCAAUGGCAUGGUUAUUGAUUCAUACGAGUUUACCAAUGUUCUGCCAGAAAAGAGAUUUCUGUUGCCCUUCACUUUUUCACCAAAGAGUAAAGUGCUGGCGAUUGUGGUCGAAGAUGAUUUAGGCAAUGUAUUAAAACAAACGUUUACGUAUUAA